Octopus sinensis (East Asian common octopus) is the source of this 866-nucleotide messenger RNA. RefSeq names its product zinc finger protein 2 homolog. The coding region runs from base 120 to 866 and encodes 248 amino acids. The record is from RefSeq and is a predicted model, not a curated record. Gene Ontology annotation, biological process: regulation of transcription by RNA polymerase II. Gene Ontology annotation, molecular function: DNA-binding transcription factor activity; RNA polymerase II cis-regulatory region sequence-specific DNA binding. The transcript is spliced from 2 exons. NCBI's taxonomy places the organism in Eukaryota, Metazoa, Mollusca, Cephalopoda, Octopoda, Octopodidae.
GUUUUGUGACAAAGGUAACAGUGGCCAGAAAUACAACAGUUGAAAUAUUUGUAAACAAAAGACUAUAGAAGCAAAAAGAAUAAAAAAAGAAGGUAUAUUGUGAACUUGAAGGAAAAAUAAUGGAAAAGAGUGAGAAAGUGAAGGAACUGAUUUUUCCUGAAGGUAGAGAAGAGGGGAAACAAAAGCUGUCAUAUGACUGUAAUGUCUGUAAAAAGUCUUUCUCACAAAAGGGUCACUUAAAUAUGCACAAACGUGUUCAUACAGGGGAAAAUCCAUUUCAUUGUGACACCUGUGGUAAAUCAUUCUCUAAAAUAAGUAACUUGACUACACACGAACGUGUUCAUACAGGGGAGAAGCCAUUUCACUGCGACAUCUGUGAUAAAUCUUUCCCUCAAAGUUUUAACUUGACUAGACACAGACGUAUUCAUACAGGGGAGAAGCCUUAUCGUUGUGAUGUCUGUAGUACAUCAUUCUCUCACCAGAGUGCUUUAAACUCUCAUAUACUUGUUCAUACAGGGGAGACUCCAUUUCAUUGUGACACCUGUGGUAAAUCAUUCUCUAAAAAAAUUAACUUGACUACACACCAACGUAUUCAUACAGGGAAGAAGCCAUUUAACUGUGACAUCUGUGGUAAAUCAUUCUUUCAGAAAGGUGGCCUGACUACACACAUACGUAUUCAUACAGGAGAGAAGCCUUUUCAUUGUGAUGUUCUGUGGACAUCACAUUCGGUUCCAAAGUUCUUUAAAUUCUCACAUACGUUCCCAAGUUCAUACAGGGGGGAGAAGCUGUUUCACUGUGACAUUUGUGGUAAAUCUUUCCCUCAGAGUUAUAACUUGACUAGACACAAACGUAUUCAUACAGAGUGA